Messenger RNA from Parastagonospora nodorum SN15, 1926 nucleotides. RefSeq lists its product as hypothetical. Lineage: Eukaryota; Fungi; Ascomycota; Dothideomycetes; Pleosporales; Phaeosphaeriaceae. The record is from RefSeq and is a predicted model, not a curated record. The transcript has 2 exons. Gene Ontology annotation, biological process: siderophore biosynthetic process. The coding region runs from base 31 to 1347 and encodes 438 amino acids.
CAACACUCCAAGCUCAUUCACUUCAACAACAUGGCAUACCAAGAGGAGGCGGAAGCAGAUACUUUGGUCAUAAAGCUGCCACAUCCAUACCUUACUUCCUAUGAGGUUAGGAAAUCUGUUUCCAAAGAACAGCCGACUAGGCUCCAGAUUCUGCCAUCUAAGGCAUUCUCAACUCGCCAAGGGGUCCCUCCUCCCACGCCUCUGCACGAUGAGGCAUUAACCUUCACCGAGGUAGCCUAUUUGGCAGACGAUGUAGUUCCACAGACCGGAGACAACAGCUCGUGGGCACGCGCAAGGAGAUCGCCCCACGUGACAAUAUCUUGGUCUACGGAACGCCCAUCUGUGGCAAAGGUGUGGCUUAUUGCCUAUGCACUGAUCUCGCUACACCCUCUUUUUGAGCAAGUACGGAUCCUCUUCUCCGGCACAGACUCAGACUUGUUGGCGCACGAGCUGUAUGCCACGGGACUGUUCCACCCUCAUCCAAAAGCUUCUGCGGCAUCGGCUCCUCACGACGGCCAUUUGCUUCUAAGGGGUGCUUUCUGGCAGGGAGCAGGGUCUCCAUUCGGACCUCGUCCUGUAUGGGCACCCCGUCUCGAUGCAGCCGGCAAGCCAAUCACAAAGGAAUACCCUCCUUUUCCGUUCCAGAUCGCGCCGAAUACCCAAUUCCCGGCCCUGCAACGGCAUACUAUGCAUCCUGUACGGGAACCAAAACCAGAACCGGGAUCGAUCAUCUACAGCAGGUGGAUACCACACCUCAAGGAACAUUUCACGAUGGUCGCUGUUGACUACACCAAUCCGGCACAUCUCGAUCUAUUCCACACUUGGCAGAAUGACCCACGUGUCGCUGCCGCCUGGAAGGAAACCGGGACCUUGGAGGAGCACCGCGAAUAUCUCCGAAAGAUGCAUGAGGACCCCCACUUGUUGACCAUGUUCGCGGCAUUCGACAAUAUUCUGUUUGCGUACUUCGAAGUCUAUUGGGCAAUGGAGUCAAGCAUGGGCGCAUUCUACAGGUCAUCCCCUUACGAUCGUGGGAGACACUCUCUUGUCGGCGACGUCCAAUUCAGAGGUCCCCAUCGUGUCUCAGCAUGGUGGUCUAGUUUGGCCCAUUACUGCUUUCUCGAUGAGCCACGCACCUGGAGGCUUGUUGGCGAACCGUCAAUCACAGGCGACGCAGUGUUUGCGUACGACUUUGCACACGGCUUCUAUAUUGAGAAGCUAAUGGACUUUCCACACAAACGCAGUGCACUUCAGAUGGUGAACAGAGAGAAGUUCUUCGCCCUGAGUCCAUUUGUUUGGGAUGGCGAGAAGAAAGUCCGACCAAGUCUAGAUGCGUUUGCGCGAUUGUAGCGUAUACCAUAUGCGCACCUGCAGUACUAGAUAGAUUGCACUAGUCAUUCGAAGCACCUGUAUAUCAGAUCCGACACCAUACUAUCCAUUCGCACCACAAGCAUACCACCGGAAAUCAUUUCCAUCUGUUCCCGCGUGUCGGCAGAUGACGGACGCAUAGCAUAUUACCUGGUUUCCGUCACAGGGCCUUUACGGUACGCUAGCGGCGCGGCAUGCAGCAAGCCAUGCUCCACAGGCCCACGGUUGCGGGUUAAAACGGCAUGGUCUUUAGCGAUAUCUGAUCCGUCACUUGCAGGGUUUUCAUUAUCUGAUCUUGUGACAAUACCUCCGGGAUAAUUACGCUCGACGCGCUCGACUACUGUUGAUCAAGUGCGUCUACGGCACGCGCUGCGGGCCAGAGGAAGUACUGUACCCGCCUCCAGAGUGGGGGCAAGCCGCACUUGCAGAAUUUAGCAUGCUAUACGGAUCGAAGUUUCGAAGCACAUCACCCUAAGAGUCGGACCUUCCAAUUCCAGGCUAUCCUGCACGCGAGAGUCAGGCCUUGCAAACGCAUUGAAAAUUUUAUCAGAUCAAAAUUUU